Guillardia theta CCMP2712 is the source of this 714-nucleotide messenger RNA. RefSeq lists its product as hypothetical. The transcript is spliced from 4 exons. The record is from RefSeq and is a predicted model, not a curated record. The annotation marks the transcript as partial. Lineage: Eukaryota; Cryptophyceae; Pyrenomonadales; Geminigeraceae.
AGCUGGCCAUCGUGUCCUCUCACAUCCCCUGUGUGCCUUGUUGUGGCUGUUGUCUUUGCCACCCAGCAUGGAGGCGGGAGUGUGCUGGCUGACAGCAAGAAUCAAUUCGUUGAGCAGUUGAGGAAACAGCUUCACGAUUCCAUGAGGCGAGAGCGGGAUCAAGAAUUGGAGCACGUUCGUUCGGAACGGAACACCAAAAUUUCAACUUUGAGAAAGCAGUCUGAGAAGAUCUCUUCUGCAGCUAGAAAACUUGCAAAUCGGCAGCUGGAUCAAUACAACGAGAUCUUCUCGAGGGGUAGCACGGAGGAGGAUCCAACAAGGAACUUUCUUCGUGGCAACAGAAGGCGCAUGGAUGUAGGAAGGGAACAUGAAACUCCAAAGCAACUGGCGCAGCAUGUUGAGAAGCAGCUCGAAAACGAUGCAGAGGCUGUAUCUCGCAUUCUUGCUGCAAGGGGCAAGGGCAGCAGGAUCCUUGAACUGAAGAGUAUCCUGGAACAGUCCUUGAAGCGAGUCUGGGAAGCAAAACGAAAACUUGAAGAGAAGCACGCACGAGAGAUGAAAGGAUCAGGAGUGGCUCACAACACUCAGCUGUCAAGCUCGAGUGCUGUACAUGAGGUACCACUCGUUCGAACUCAGUCAGAGUGCGCUAGAAUCGUGCAAGACAACAGGGUAAGGGUUUGGCGCUUCUUCUAUCACAAAGGUUUACAUCUGUAA